This is a messenger RNA of Clarias gariepinus (North African catfish), 1411 nucleotides long. RefSeq names its product putative protein MSS51 homolog, mitochondrial. The transcript is spliced from 7 exons. Lineage: Eukaryota; Metazoa; Chordata; Actinopteri; Siluriformes; Clariidae. The record is from RefSeq and is a predicted model, not a curated record. The coding region runs from base 71 to 1336 and encodes 421 amino acids.
GGAGAGAGAGAGAGAGAGAGAGAGAGGGAGAAGGUGUGAUAAUCUGGUGAGAAGUAUUUGAGUAAUUAAAAUGGCAGGAACGGUUGGAGCUCUACCAGAAUCCUUUGCUCCGAGUCCUGACAGUGUCUUCUCUGACCAGUUUGGGUUCUACUCUUUGGACUCAAACGUUCCUGGGCUCUCCAAAGUCAUCCUGGACAAACUGAACAUGAAGGACUACUCUGAGUACAGAGCGGCUCUGGAGGGGAGAGGGAAGGUCGGGUUCCGCUCUCACAAGGAGAUGUUUCAGAAGAUGGAGGAGACUUUUAAGUUCUGUGCCUGCUGCUCUAAACUCCCUGCCCACCUGCCCGACCCCUCGGCGCUCAGACGCUGUGCUAAGUGCCUAAACGUGUACUACUGCAGUAAAGAGUGUCAGAAGAAGGACUGGAGUCUUCAUAAGAAGUUCUGCAAGAAGUUGAGAAUGGUGGCCAUAGACAGGCUGAUAGACUGGCUUAUACACACAGGAGACCUGCCCUUCUCCACAGCAGCGUGGUCUAAACCUGCUAAAGAGGUUAGUUGCUGGGACGACUGGCUCUCCAUGCAGGGUGACCUCACAGCCCGCAUGGAACCUAUCCUGUCUGGGAAGAACAUGGCAGAACUCUGGACCAAUGCAUGCCGGCCACGCCCAGAGGAAGCAGAGCUUCGUGAAUCUGUGUGGCGUGUGUCUAGCGAGUUCCUCUCACGUUCGCUGACAAUAGGACUCGGGAUUAGAAUGUUUCAUCUUGACCCGUAUUCCAGACCUCUCACCAUACACCUGGUCGGGGCCGGGCAUAACGAGACCCUGGGUGCAAGGACAACAGAUCUGGAUGAGCUGAGCCAUAUGUUCCCUGGACAUCAGGGUCUGGAGGUUGUCAUGGUGGGGCCAGAGGUGGUGCAGGGGCCCAUUGUGAGGCCUCCAUUAAGAGCGUUUGGUCCACGAGGAAGGGUCUACAUCAGCGCCUACAAGGGUCUGUACCAUGAGUUCUGGGAAGAGCUUGUGGAAAAAGGCGAGGCAGCAAGACCAGACUUAGUGAUGGGGUUUCAUCCAGGGUUUCAUGCGUCUCAGGGUUUAGGAGAAGGCUGGCUGCCCACGCUGCUCUUGCUCCGAGACUACAGCAUUCCCUCAAUGUUCACCAUGUACAAUGAUAGAGAGCAGCAGUACUCUGUGCAGAUCCUGGUGGAGUUGGAGAUGGACAUUAAAGGCACUGGACCGAACCCUUUCAGCUCCCAGAAGCCUGAGCAGGUGCAGUCGAGUCCCAAUAAAGAGCCGAGCUACUGCAAUGCUGUCUACGUUAACUUCCAGGGCCUGCUUGGAUCAUAAGCCGGAUGAGGAUGACCAGGUCUUCCACAAACACCUUUACUCUCUUAUCUUAUAACUGUAGCAUGAAUGAAGCUU